ACUCUCCUGAACCCAGCUGUGUGUCCAUGAAGAGUGACCGGUCUAUGGGUCAUCCUGUUACCUUUAAAGCUGGACAACCUGCCGAUGGAAGAGUUCAGAAGGAAAGCUCAUUGGUCCACAGUGAUCAGUCCACCCAGAAGCAUCAACCAGACCUGGACUCCAUAUCUAUGCUGCUGGAGGAGAACAUUCUCGCUUUUGUGAGGAACGAGCUUAAGAGAGUCCAGAGGUUUCUGAGUCCAGAUUACCCAGAAUGCUUAGAGAGUCAGAGGGAGGAUGAGGAGGUUUUGGACGGUGAGGAUGAAGAGCAGAGGAGGAGCAGCAGAGAGGCAUUUCGGAAGAUCACACUGAACUUCCUGAGGAGACUGAAGCGGGAGGAGCUGGCUGACUCUCUGCAGAGCAUUUGUCAACAUAAACUCAAAUCUAAGCUGAAGCAGAAGUUCCAGUGUGUGUUUGAGGGGGUUUCAAUAGCAGGAAACCCAACUCUUCUGAAUCAGAUCUACACGGAGCUCUACAUCACAGAGGGAGGGAGCGGAGGGGUCAAUGAAGAACAUGAGGUCAGACAGAUUGAAACAGCAUCCAGGAAACCAGCCAGACCAGAAACAACAGUCAGACAGGAAGACUUCUUUAAAGCCUCACCUGGAAGAGAUGUACCAAUCAGAACAGUGGUGACAAAGGGAGUGGCUGGCAUUGGGAAAACAGUCUUAACACAGAAGUUCACUCUGGACUGGGCUGAAGACAAAGCCAACCAGGACAUACAGUUCACGUUUCCAUUCACCUUCAGAGAGCUGAAUAUACUGAAAGAGAAAAAGUUCAGCUUGGUGGAACUGGUUCAUCACUUCUUCAAUGAAACCAAAAAAGCAGGAAUCUGCAGGUUUGACAAGUUCCAGGUUUUGUUCAUCUUUGACGGUCUGGACGAGUGUCGACUUCCUCUGGACUUCCACAACACUGAGAUCCUGACUGAUGUCACAAAGUCCACAUCAGUGGACGUGCUGCUGACGAACCUCAUCAGGGGGAAUCUGCUUCCCUCUGCUCGCCUCUGGAUAACCACACGACCUGCAGCAGCCAAUCAGAUCCCUCCCGAGUGUGUCGACAUGGUGACAGAGGUCAGAGGGUUCACUGACCCACAGAAGGAGGAGUACUUCAGGAAGAGAUUCAGAGAUGAGGAGCAGGCCAGCAGGAUCAUCUCCCACAUCAAGACAUCACGAAGCCUCCACAUCAUGUGCCACAUCCCAGUCUUCUGCUGGAUCACCGCAACAGUUCUGGAGGAUGUGUUAAAAACCAGAGAGGGAGGGGAGCUGCCCAAGACCCUGACUGAGAUUUACAUCCACUUCCUGGUGGUUCAGUCCAAACUGAAGAAGGUCAAGUAUGAUGGAGGAGCGGAGACAGAUCCACACUGGAGUCCAGAGAGCAGGGAGAUGAUUGAGUCUCUGGGAAAACUGGCUUUUGAGCAGCUGCAGAAAGGAAACCUGAUCUUCUAUGAAACAGAUCUGACAGAGUGUGGCAUCGAUAUCAGAGCAGCCUCGGUUUACUCAGGAGUGUUCACACAGAUCUUUAAAGAGGAGAGAGGGCUGUACCUGGACAAGGUCUUCUGCUUCGUCCAUCUGAGUGUUCAGGAGUUUCUGGCUGCUCUUCAUGUCCAUCUGACCUUCAUCAACUCUGGAGUCAAUCUGCUGUCAGACAAGAAAUCAACCUCCAAGACAGCUAAAGUAUUAAGAGACAAACCUGAACAAGGACAUUUCUACCAGAGCGCUGUGGACAAGGCCUUACAGAGUGCAAAUGGACACCUGGACUUGUUCCUCCGCUUCCUCCUGGGUCUUUCACUGCAGACCAAUCAGAAACAACUACUAGACCUGCUGAAACAGACAGGAAGUAGCUCACAGACCAAUCUGAAAACAGUUGAGUACAUCAAGAAGAAGAUCAGUCAGAAUCUGUCUCCAGAGAGAAACAUCAAUCUGUUCCACUGUCUGAAUGAGCUGAAUGAUGGUUCGCUAGUGGAGCAGAUCCAACAGUCCCUGAGAUCAGGAAGUCUCUCCGCAGGUAAACUCUCUCCUGCUCAAUGGUCAGCUCUGGGCUUCAUCUUACUGUCGUCGGAAAAAGAUCUGGACGUGUUUGACCUGAAGAAAUACUCUGCUUCAGAGGAGGCUUUUCUGAGGCUGCUGCCAGUGGUCAGAGCCUCCAAAAAAGCUCUGCUGAGUGGUUGUAACCUCUCAGAGAGAAGCUGUGAAGCUCUGUCCUCAGUCCUCAGCUCCCAGUCCUCAAGUCUGAGAGAGCUGGAUCUGAGUAACAACAACCUGCAGGAUUCAGGAGUGAAGCUGCUGUGUGCUGGACUGGAAGGUCCACACUGUAAACUGGAAACUCUCAGCCUGUCGGGCUGUCUGGUCACAGAGAAAGGUUGUGGUUCUCUGGCCUCAGCUCUGAGCUCCAACCCCUCCCAUCUGAGAGAGCUGGACCUGAGCUACAAUCAUCCAGGAGGCUCAGGAGUGAAGCUGCUGUCUGCUGGACUGGAGGAUCCACACUGGAGACUGGACACUCUCAGGGUGGACCAUGGUGGGGAACAGAGGUUAAAACCUGGUUUAAGGAAAUAUGCCUGCAAACUGGAGCUGGACCCAAACACAGCGAACAGAUUCCUCCAGCUGUCCGACAACAACAGAAAGGUGACAGCGGUGCGAAAGGAGCAGCCAUAUCCCGAUCAUCCAGAGAGGUUUCACAGCAAUCAGCUGCUGCAUAGGAAUAGUCUGACAGGCCGUUGUUAUUGGGAAGUUGACUGGCGAGGGUGGGUUGACAUCGGCGUCGCUUACGGAGGAAUCCGGAGGAGAGAUAACAAUGUUGACUGUCGGCUUGGAAGGAACGAUCAGUCCUGGAGUCUGAAGUGCUCUGAUGGUGGUUACUCUGCCUGGCACGGUAACAGAGAAAUAGUGAUCCCUCCCCAACCCUCCUCUCACAGAGUAGCAGUGUACGUGGACUUUCCUGCCGGCACCCUGUCCUUCUACAGAGUCUCCUCUGACUCACUGAUCCACCUCCACACCUUCCGCACCACAUUCACUGAACCCCUUUACCCCGGGUUUUUGUUCUGGUCGUUUAACUCCUCAGUGUCUCUGUGCAAGCUGUAGGAAGGACACUCUCCGCAUGUGUAGGGAAACAGCAGAUAUGUUUUGGGAGAAACAUUAUGCCACUAGAAUUAUGUUUUUUGUUUUUUUUUAUCAACACAAUGAGAAAACAUUUUUAAGGAAAAUAUCUGCCAAGUUGAAAAAUGUUCACUGACAAUGCUUUUCAUUGUUUUUCCGACAAUAUCAGCCUGCAGCAACUGAGGCACG
Messenger RNA from Xiphias gladius (swordfish), 3314 nucleotides. RefSeq names its product NLR family CARD domain-containing protein 3-like. Gene Ontology annotation, molecular function: protein binding. The coding region runs from base 27 to 3110 and encodes 1027 amino acids. Lineage: Eukaryota; Metazoa; Chordata; Actinopteri; Istiophoriformes; Xiphiidae. The transcript is spliced from 8 exons. The record is from RefSeq and is a predicted model, not a curated record.